GAGAGAAACGAUGCGUCUGAGGGGGCGCUUGUCCCCCUCCCCCGCGAAGGCAGUCCGGGCUGGGGGGGCGCUAAGCCGAGGAGGGACGGGUCGGCGGGCGGCAGCCAGGAAGCAAAGGUUCCGCCUCCUUGGGCUCGACAGCAGAGCUGCCUCUGAGCAUGUGCAGAGCGCCUGCCUGCAACAUCGGGGCGCGGGAGGAGGAAGCCAGCCCAGAGCGCCGGAGUUUCGGGCGGCCAUUUGGGGGCGUGGCCCCGCCCCUUCCGGCUCACCUGGCCAGGUAGUAGGUGCCGUCCAGGACAACGCUGGGGAAGAAAAUGGCGUUGCCGCUGCCGUUGCCGCGGCAGGUCGGCGGGCCCACCGCCCUCCCACUGCUUCUGCUCGCCGUCACUGGAGUCUGCUCCCUGGAGAUCCAAGCAGAGGCCGAGGUCCGGGCCUUUGUGGGCGAGCCAGUGACGCUGAAGUGCCGGUUCACGUCCUCCUCUCCGGUCACCGAAAAGCUCACCGUGGACUGGACCUUCCGGCCUCUUGCCGGAGGGAAGCUGGAGCCGAUCUUCCACUACCAGUCUGAUGCCUACCCGGCCAAGAGGGGCACCUUUCGCGACCGGAUCUCUUGGGCUGGAGACCUGGCCCAGCGCGAUGCCUCCAUCAUUAUUGCCAGCCCAACCCUGGAGGACAAUGGGACCUUCACCUGCGCAGUGAAGAACCCCCCGGAUGUGCAGCACAACCUCCCCCGGACUGUACUGACCGUCACUCAGAGAGGCUCCUCCUUCCAGCUGACCUUGGCCGGGCUGCUCGCCCUCCUGGUCUUCCUCCCCUCGGCUGCGGUGGUGUGUCUGCUGCUGAUCCGGAUGGGCAGGAAGUUUGGGGUGCUGAAAGGCGGGAAGAAGGCGGGCUACAAGAAGUCCUCCAUUGAAGUCUCUGAGGAGCCUGAGAAACCUGGCUGUGGGGCGCGGCUGAGCAGAUGUUGCAUGCAGUGCCUGGAUACAGAUGAGGAGGACCCUUACUGACUGGAGGGCAAAGACCACCCCCUGAAGGGUCACCAGAAGGCUUCCAUGAUCUCCACCUCCGCUAGCUCUGCAAGGAACUGAGCACUGGGCCCUGAAUGUCAGAAAGUGCCCAGUGUUGCGGGUCCCGCUUCUCUUUCUUCCUGGGCAUCACUGAGAUCUUCCAGCGCCCCCUUUGCUGUUCUGACUCCCUUGCCCCGUGUGUCUGGCUUAUGAAUGGGGCAUGUGGGGGAUAGAGCUGAGUCAGCCAGCUUCCUGCCUUGUGCUCCAUGGUCUGCUCUGGAGGGGAGAGCCUUUCGUGACUCCUUUUGCUGCACGGAGGUCUGCCUGGUUGCAGCAUUUGAUCCCUGCGGAAGGUGCGGUGCCUCGUGGUUCUCCUCUUGGCUGGAUCUUGGCACAGACUUCCCAUCGGCCUUGGGAAGCCUCUUGGAUCCUGGCCCCCAGCAGCAGGAGCAGCGGUUAGGUGGCCUGUCUGUACUCUGCUGCAGCUGCCUUCUACUGGGCUGGCCACUGGGCAGCUCCAGCUCCGGAGACCCCCUCAAGGCCUCGGGCAGAGCAAGCUCUUCUCCCAGAGAUGCUUCUCAGGUGGAGGUGCUGGAGGCCAAACGGGGGCCUUUCUGGGUGUGGAACCGGUGCUCCACCCCUGAGCUACAGCCUCACGCCCGGGUUAGUGGUGAAGGGGGCUGCUUUGAAUGGGAGGGGCAGGGGGCAGCUGAGCUGACCGUGACAGAUGGCCGGCUGCAGGUGGUGGGCUUCUCCGGUGCCCUGGGGACUCCCCGCUGCCUUGCAUUCAGAUGGGUGGGGGCUCCUGCAUGACAACAUCUGGCUGAGUUGGCUGUGCUUGGCUGAUUAAGGUGAGGGUUGUGGCCUUGGCAAGCUGUGCGAGAACCUGAAGGUGCCCACAGACGGGUGCUGGCCCACCAGAGGAGCCUCCUAGGCCUUCCCUGAUGGCUUCCCUGGAGGCCUGCUCCUGCCUGUGUGUGUGUGUGCGCUCUCUCUCGCUCUCCCUCCCCUGCCCCCUGAGGGGCCUUUCCAGGAGAGGGGCUGAAGGGAGGUCUCCUCUCUCUUGUGGCCAAUAAACAUCUUGGUUCCAGCUCAGUCUACUCAUCUCUUUGUCUGUCUGAACCAAGAGUGGGCCACUUUCCCCUGGGAUGGAGUGCCACUUGCACUACCUGAGAAACUGAUUGCCUUUGAUAGUCCCUGAUCACAAGCAACCAGCUAAGAGCAACUUAUUGGGAUUUCCCCCCAAAGCAGAGUAAGGCAGGUUUGUCAUUAGUAGAUCACUAGCAGGCUGUUUACUGAGGCUGAACAAACAAUCUUUGAACUGGCAGUCCAAACUCCUGUGCUAAAGAUGAAAGUGACCCUCGGGUUCUGUGCAUUUCCAGGAUAAAGUGACUGGCCCGAGCGAGCAGCAUCCAUGUGGGCUCAAAUGGGGGCCUGUCGUGCCGUGGGUCUCAACCAGUCCUGUGACUUCUAAGCUUCACUGCUGCCACCAAGCGGACUUAUGUUUUCUCUCGCUGAGUCUUCCGAAACAGCCUUUCAUCCAAACUGGGUCGUGUGGAAAGGCCUUCUAAGCCUGAGGUGGGGAAAACAGACAGAGGCUACAAAUAGUUAAAUUCAAAGAGGAAUUUUGCUCUCAAACUGUUAAAAACAGUAGUUCUUUGGGAGAACUGAAUACAAAGAAACAGCAGCCAUACGAGCAUAAAGGAACAAAUAAAAGAGGAAAAUGCAUUCAAUCUAAACUGCACCGAAUGCUGUGCGUGAACCCAGAGUCCUUACCAGGAGUUUUCUUAUAAUCACCUCUAAUCAGCUUCUGCAGUGAGCCUGGCUUUUCCCCUUGCUCAGCUUCAGGUCUGGCUCUUCUUUUCUAGUGCUAGAGGUUCAAUUCCAGACUGUUCCUUCAGCUGCUUUGAGGAUGAUUUGGAUCUCAACAGUUUUUUCAGCUUAACUCUCCCAGUGAUUUCUCAGCUCUUAAUUUCAGCUCUUUUCUUCCCAGGUCUUCUCUCCUGGCUCUCCAAGACCCCAGAUCCAACAUGGGGCAGAUUAAGCUUUUUGUUGCCCAUAGGCAAAAAGGAUUUUGCUGGCCCUUUACUUGUUGUGUUAAAAAAUUCCAUUCGUGGCGGCGGCAGCAAGGAAGGAGGAAGGCUGAACACAGGAUGCACAGCAGAGAGGCUGUGCAGUCACUCCGAGGGUUCUUUAGGGCGAUCCCCUCACCCUCUGCUUGUCCCCCCGCCCCCGUAGCUGCUGACCCCAUUUGCUGCUGUAUGCAAAUGCCUGUUCGUGCCACUGACUCCAACUUGAACAAACUUUCACUCUUUUCUAAACAGGCCAGUCAGGACAACUCAGGUUCCCUCCCUCAUUUUAAGACUUACGCAAUCCAAUCAAACCCUCUCUUCUCUCCAAAGCAUAACCAGUAAAUAGUUUUACUGUUCUAAUAGUUUUUACAUUGUUUUGAAAUUAUAAAUUGUUGUAAUGUUUA
Molecule: messenger RNA, 3483 nt
Organism: Hemicordylus capensis (graceful crag lizard)
Lineage: Eukaryota; Metazoa; Chordata; Lepidosauria; Squamata; Cordylidae
Gene: MPZL3
Product: myelin protein zero like 3
Exons: 6
Coding region: 315-1007 (230 amino acids)
Cellular component (GO): membrane
Source: RefSeq, a predicted model, not a curated record